AUCUCCCAUGAAUGUCAAAAGAAUAUUCUUAUGCCUCAUCUCAAAUCUUUCUUCCAUUCUAACCAGAUUUAUAAACCCCAACAAAAUCAUCAUAAGUAUCUACAACAACCAAAAAGAGAAAAAUUACACCACAAUAAAUCCACCANAAUCCACCAAAAAAAAAAAAAGAAAAAAAUAUGGCUUUUCCAGACACAACCGGUACAAAUAUAACCCCUCAAAUCGUGUUUUUCGAUUUAGAAACUAACGUUCCCGCCAAAACCGGACAACAAUUUUGUGUCCUUGAAUUCGGAGCCAUAAUUGUUUGUCCUAAAAAGCUAGUCGAGCUCGAGAGCUACUGCACCUUAAUUAGGCCACACGACUUAUCCAUCGUGCCCGUGAAAUCUGGGCGUACUGAAGGCAUAACGCGUGAGGCCAUUGCCCGUUCGCCUUCGUUUGCUGAGGUGGCAGAUAAGAUUUUCGACAUGCUGGAUGGGAGAAUAUGGGCCGGCCACAACAUUCAACGAUUUGAUUGUGUCCGGAUUAAGGAAGCCUUUGAUCGGGCUAACAGGCCCAGCCCGAGGCCCGCUGGGAUCAUUGACUCAUUGAGGGUGUUGACCCAGAAAUUUGGGAGGAGGGCUGGGAAUAUGAAGAUGGCAACAUUGGCGGAUUAUUUUGGUCUUGGCCAGCAGAAGCAUAGGAGUUUGGAGGAUGUAAGAAUGAAUUUGGAAGUCUUAAAGUAUUGUGCAACUGUUCUUCUGCUGGAAUCAAGCCUACCCGCAAAUGUAUUAAACGGGCAAUGGCACAACAAUUCAACUGUAACUACAAGAAGCAGAAGCAGCCUAAUGCAAUCAAGUCCAGAUAGAUUGAGCAACAAGGGUUUAGCAUUUACAGGAAAAUCAAAUAAUGGAAGAGAAGAAAGAAGCCGAAAAUCACCUCCUUCGUCGUUGAGUACUUCUCAACAAAGGGCUGUCCCUUAUGCAAGACAAAGACUCGGAAAGAUGACAGCUGAUAGUGUGAAGAAAAUAUUUGACUAUGCCAAAAGUCAAACUCUCAACAACUUUUUGAAGCAUUCCAAGUCAUUGAUUAGAUGAGAGUUUCAAGGCUAAUUAAUUAACCACAUUGUUUCAUGAGAAAGAAAUUUGAAGUGAAGAAAAAGUGUUGCCAAGCAAGAAACGUUAUGAAAGUUUGAUUUGUGACCUUAAUGGAGGCGUCUUUAUUUUUAAGAAUUCAGAAAAGUUCAAGUGGGCAGCUCAAUUAUGGUCUUCUGCUGGAUGGAGAAAGGAAAAAGAAAAGGCAAAGACAUAGGAAAAUAAUAUAUUCGAAUUCAAUUUUUUUUAACCCUUUGUGCUUAAUUAAUGUAGAUACAAUCUUGUGCAACUUAAAAAGUUGUAUAUUAGCAUGCAUGUUAUGAAAAUAAGAGAUCGAAUGCAUCUUUCAAAAUAACAUGUUUGAGCAGGAAAAAAGAUAUUUAAUCAUUGGGAAUAUAGCUGUAAAAUAGCCACAUUUUAAGCAUAAUUUUAAGUUUGGCUGCGAUACCAUUUUAAUCAUUAACAUUGAUCUACCUUUGAUUUUGCCUCCAAC
Messenger RNA from Striga asiatica, 1560 nucleotides. Lineage: Eukaryota; Viridiplantae; Streptophyta; Magnoliopsida; Lamiales; Orobanchaceae. The record is from the annotation of a GenBank genome assembly.